Aethina tumida (small hive beetle) is the source of this 1570-nucleotide messenger RNA. RefSeq names its product COP9 signalosome complex subunit 3 (gene CSN3). The transcript has 7 exons. Gene Ontology annotation, biological process: ubiquitin-dependent protein catabolic process. NCBI's taxonomy places the organism in Eukaryota, Metazoa, Arthropoda, Insecta, Coleoptera, Nitidulidae. The record is from RefSeq and is a predicted model, not a curated record. Bases 86 to 1375 code for a protein of 429 amino acids. Gene Ontology annotation, cellular component: COP9 signalosome.
GCCGGUUGUGCAGAUCUCCUAGACACUUAUAAAUAGUGUUUGUUUCUUUCAUAUUAAACAAUAAUUAUAGUUACGUCCUGAUGCAAUGGCAUCUGCAUUAGAACAAUUUGUUAAUAAUGUGAGACACCUGUCGACUCAUGGAAACUUUCGGGAACUUUGCGACUAUUUGAAUAAAUCUAGCGAGGUUUUGGUGAAGAACAACCAACUUUUAGAUAAUGUAUUAGAAACGUUAAAUAUUCAACAACAUUCUCUCGGUGUAUUAGCGGUUCUGUGUGCAAAAUUUAGUGCACCAACAACCAGUACACUAGACAAUCGUUAUACCCAAGUUCAAGAAUUUAUUCUUGGAUGUAAUGGCGAACAAAUAAGAUUUGCACCUGAUACAUUUGCCGAGCUGUGCCACCAUUUUACAAAUUAUCUUGUGGAAUUGAAACAACCAAUUAGGGGAAUAGUUUUACUGCAAAAGGCCAUUUCCAAAUUACGAUUGUAUGAUUCUCAGCUAACUUCCAUUCAUGCUGAUUUAUGCCAGUUAUGUUUAUUGGCUAAAGUCUUUAAGCCAGCAAUAGAAGUUUUAGACAUAGAUAUUACUGGAAUAUGUCAAGAGAUUGCACACAAUCCAAAUGGGCCCCAGUUUGAUGCCAAAUAUUUUCUGUUGUACUACUAUUAUGGAGGGAUGAUCUACCUGGCUGUGAGAAAUUUAGACAGGGCUUUAUAUUUCUUUGAAGUAGCAAUAACAACUCCAGCUCAUGCAAUAUCUCAUAUUAUGCUUGAGGCUUAUAAGAAAUAUAUACUUGUUUCACUUUUGCUACAUGGCAAGGUACAAACUGUACCAAAAUAUGCAUCAACAGUUGUAACGCGUUUUAUGAAACCGUUAUCUCAGCCUUACCACGAUUUUGCAAACGCUUUUACGUUGAACAAUGCAACUGAGCUCAAUAAUUUACUUACCAAACACACAGAGGUAUUUGUAAAAGAUCAUAAUAUGGGUCUAGUUAAACAAGUGUCAUCUGUACUGUACAAAAAGAAUAUUCAAAGGCUGACAAAAACAUUUUUAACACUUAGUUUAAGUGAUGUGGCUAGCAGAGUGGGUCUUCCUACUCCAGGUGAUGCGGAGCGACACAUUUUGAGUAUGAUUGAAAACCAACAAAUUUAUGCCACCAUUAAUCAAAAAGAUGGUAUGGUUGUGUUCAGAGAUGAGCCUGAUAAGUUCAGUGGACCAGAAGUACUGAAAGGUCUAGAAGAUCAACUAGCUAUUUGCAUGGAGUUAGACAAACAAAUUUUAGCAAUGGAUGAAGAGAUUCAAGUCAAUCCUCAGUAUGUAAAGAAAUCAUCUGGAAUUCAAGAUGAAGAACAACCUAGCAAAAGUACAUACGCAAUGUAGUCAGUUUUGGUCACUUUACGAAACUUACGUUUAACGUACAUUAAUUAUUUAUAAUUUUCAAAUGCAAAUCUUUUAACAACAAGAGGAAACAUUCAAUGUUCAAAUGUUUUUAUUUUUCAGAAUUGAAAUGUUAUUUAUUUGUUUAUGAUGUCUUGAAUGGAUAUUUAUGUAUAAUAAUAAACUUAUAAAAAUGCA